Molecule: messenger RNA, 1038 nt
Organism: Acytostelium subglobosum LB1
Lineage: Eukaryota; Evosea; Eumycetozoa; Acytosteliales; Acytosteliaceae
Exons: 3
Coding region: 1-1038 (345 amino acids)
Molecular function (GO): oxidoreductase activity, acting on the CH-CH group of donors, NAD or NADP as acceptor
Source: RefSeq, a predicted model, not a curated record
AUGGCACAAAGCAACACUGUAAACAGAAGAUGGUUGUUGGCAUCACGUCCACAUGGUGCACCAGUACUUGAUAACUUUAAAUAUGAGACUGUUCCCAUUCCAGAGCCUGCUGAUGGUGAGUUGUUGCUAAGGACCAUCUAUCUGUCUCUAGACCCAUAUAUGAGAGGUAGAAUGAAUGCUGCCGAGUCAUAUGCUGCACCAUUGCAGAUUGGUGACGUGAUUGUUGGAGGAACUGUGUCUGUGGUGGUCAAGUCAAACCAUCCAAACUAUGCCGUUGGUGACACUGUUGUUGGUUACCUCGGAUGGCAAGACUAUGCCAUUUCAAAUGGCAAGUUCAUGGAGAAGUUGAAGGGACCAAUCUUGAACCACCAAUCCCUGGCACUUGGUGCACUCGGUAUGCCAGGCCUCACUGCAUACUUUGGCCUCAUCGAUAUUGGUAACCCCAAGCCAGGUGAGACUGUUGUGGUCUCUGCCGCCACCGGUGCCGUUGGCUCUUUGGUCGGACAAAUCGCCAAGAUCAAGGGCUGCUACGUUGUUGGUAUUGCUGGUGGUCCAGAGAAGUGUCGCUAUGCGGUCGAGACACUUGGAUUCGACAAGUGUAUCGAUCACAAGGAUGACAACAUGGCUCAACUGUUGAAGGAGGCCUGUCCCAAGGGCAUCGAUGUCUACUUUGAGAAUGUUGGAGGAAAGGUGUUCAAUGCUGUCCUGGACCUUGUCAACACUGGUGCACGUAUCCCAAUCUGUGGACUGAUCUCUGUCUACAACGCCACCUCCUACCCAGUCGGACCAGACAGAAUCUCUGCAUACAACGGCAAGAUCCUUUCAAAGAGAAUGCGUGUCCAAGGUUUCAUCUCCACAAUGGAUUAUGGUCACAGAUACAAAGAGUUCGCUGAUGCCAUGGGACAAUGGGUGUUUGAAGGCAAGAUCACUUACCGUGAGGACGUUACUGAUGGAUUGGAGAAUGCUCCACAGACAUUGAUUGGUCUACUCGAAGGCAAGAACUUUGGAAAGGUCAUCAUCAAGGUUGCCGAUAAGUAG